CCUACGUGCACUCAACAUGGCAGCAGACAAGCAGAGAAGGGAGGCGAGCAAGAGAGAAGAGAGAGAGGGAGGAGAGAGAGAGGAAGGCAGCCUGCUGCUGUCAGGGAAUAUUGGUGCCAUUUUCAGCAUCGCAGGGUGAAAGGAUUGAGCCUCGCCGCCGUACGCUUGGCUCGGCUCGCCUCUGCUUGGCUCACCUCUGCCCAGACCGGCUGAACAAGAAGGGAAUAGGAGGAAGGAGGGGAGAACGGCUGACCCCUCCUAACACAGAUUUCCAAACAACAACCUCAUCUUGUUACGGAGGGGACACAUUUAAAGGAAUUUGCUUCCUGCAACCAUCAUACUCAACUGAUUGACGGCAAGGAGCAACGGGGGAGGAACUCAACACCCCCUCCCCCUCCCCCUUCUUCCUGUUUCACUUCACCUCCCCCUCCCGUUCAUGCUACAGACGGAGUGAGUUAUGCAGUCCUUCCGUGAGCGCACCAGUGGUUACCACAGCAACCAGCCCUGCUAUCAGCAGGAGCCCCAUGAAUUAUCUCGCCUGGAGACCUACAGACAACACCCACAUCAUCCCCAUCCGCAGCAUCCACACCCCGGCCCUGGUCCACAUCCCGGCCCUGGCCCAGGGCACAACAGGUCAGGCUAUGAUGGUAUGUCUAACACAGCAAACGUGCCAACAGGUGGAGCAGCUGGAAUUGGAGGACCCAAGGACUGUUACAGCCAACAAAACUAUUCUGGGUACCCAGGAAAUACUGGGGGCAGUGGAAAUGGAAAUGGGGGUUCACCGGCCUCACAAGCAAAAAAAUCCUUUAGAGGAAGCAAAGUUCCCCCUCCAAACCCUGGUCAGCACCUGCAGGGGCCCGGGGGCUAUAGUAAUCACAUGGGCCCAGGAAAUUAUUCUGCCCAGUAUAUGAGUGAGGGCCAUCUCCAGCAGAAGUGGGAUGACCCUGCACAGAUAGCACAGUAUGAACAGGAGAUGGUGGGUCGACUUGAAGCUGGUGCUUCCCCUGCCACUGGCUCCUCCCACUAUAUGGACUCAAACAUGUUGGGGCACUCCCAAACCCCGUGCCACCAGCCCUCAACCCCAAGUUAUACAAGUCCACACCACCAUCCCCAUCCUCCUAACCCUGCCCCCUCACCUCUCAUGUACCCCCAGAGUCACCUACACUACCCUCAACCCUCUCCCUCUCCAUCCCCAUACAUGGAAAAAUGCAGUCCUAUGCCCCAGUGUUUUAAAGGCUACAACAUACCUCCAAGUUCUCAGUAUAGCAGACAGCUUAGUAGUCAUAGCAGUCUAAAGCAGGGGGGCUACAGGUCAACACAGAAUAGCUAUGGGUACCAGCAGCCAACACCCAGAGGUUAUGAGCAACAGACUUCUUUACAGGCAAUGACCAACCCCCAAGAACCACACUCUAAAUACCAACACUACAACCAAUCUCAGCAAAAUUAUUGUCUUUCGGAGCUGCCUGUCAGAUCUCCAGAACAGUACUAUCAGACUUGUAGCCCCUCCUCAAGCCAUUCGCCUGCUCGAUCUGUUGGGCGCUCACCUUCGUAUAGUUCCACCCCUUCACCACUAAUGACCAAUCCAGAGUCUUUCCAGUAUGGACAGCCACCAAUGACACCUGGAGCAGCCUCCUCCUCAUCAUCUUCUUCAACUGGUAUGCAAGAUCAAGCCAGUGCAAACACCAUGCUGAUGCCCCCAAGGUCUCACCCUUCGCCCAACAUAUCCCACACAGCAUCCCACAGCUAUACUACUACACUACAAGCACCUACAAUGAAAGAGCGCUUCUCAGAAAAGCUGUUAUCAAAUCCCAGCUUGUGGAGCCUGAACGCUCUCACCUCCCAGGUGGAGAAUAUCUCCAAUAAUGUCCAGCAACUUCUGCUUUCAGAGGCGCUGGUUGCAAACAAGAAAGGCAAUAAACGCAGCAGUGGUGGGAGCAAUGGCAGCACUGGAAGUGGGGUAUCUAAUAAGAAGGGUGAAGAAUACAAAAGUCCUCCAUAUCCAGAAAGUGGUGGUAGUGUGAGUGGUGGCCCAAUGCAUGAACCUUACUCUACCCCACAACACCAGCCAUUGCCUAUGGAACUCCAUGAAGGCGGUUAUUCCAGCAGUAGUGAUGAACCAUUGGACAGAGGCUACUAUUACUUUGGCCAGGGCAGAAGUCCAGCCCAAGCCCUUAACAAUACGCAACUAAGUCUGGACACAGCCUCAUCUUGCUCAAUUGCUUCUCCAGAUGAUAUGUCCACCAGAUCUGGAGAUUCAGGUCUGCACAACCUUACUCCUGAUCCUAUAAGGUGUCAGGCAGGGCAAGGAGGAGAUGGCAUGAAUACCCCUGUGAAAAGUAUCAGUGAUGAGAGGUCUCCAACAAGCAUCACAAUCUCCAGCCCUAUGAAACUAGAAAGGGAUUCCCCAUCACAUAUACAGCAUAUCAAUCAACCUGUAAAAGAGAACUUUGAAGAAUCAGCUUGGACAGAAAAACCUACUGAAAAGGAAGAGGAAGCCGUAGAAAAAACUCUUGACUUCAUAAGUAAUACACACUCAACUAACCACUCAGAGAAGCAAGAGAAAUGGAGAGAUGAUGAAAAAUGCCCAACAUUCUACAGCAAAAUAAACACAGAUAUGGCAGGAAAAAACUAUUGCUAUGAGGAUGAAAUGUACCAAGAGGUUCAGAGCAAAUAUGAUUCAGACGCAAGAGACUCUAUUGAACAAUCCCCAGCUAAUCUCUCUGAUUCCAGUAACAAGGAUAAUUUCAGUCAAGAGAUGAAGUCAGAGGCAUUCAAAUCUGAAUCUCCAACCGCAUCUGAGAGCUCUGUGAAAACUUUGCCUUUCAUUUCAAGAGGGGACCUUGAACAAGAUCAAUAUUCCACAGAGAAAGACGACAGUUCAGCAAACACCUCUCCAACCCCCCAAGCUGAAGUCCAGGAAGAGUGCAGUAGUGACAAGGAGAGCAGAAAUCAAGAGAAUGACAAAGAGUUAGUUGAGGAAAGGGGAGAAGAUAAGACAAAUGAAGAAGAGGAAGAAGUUACUGAGAAAAGUUCUAUUUCACAGGUUUUAUCUGGAGAAAUUAGGAAUGAUGUUAAAGAAGGAGAAAAAGAAGGCUGUUCACUUAAUGAAGAUCAAACAAAUGAUGGAGACAUCCAAGGGAGUUCCUCUGAAGAUCACUACAGCAGAACAGAAAGUCACAAUUUAACACUCCAUACUGACAGUGAUUUUCCCGGGGGGCAUGGCCAUCUAAAUGCUGCAGCAGCAACAACAGCGACAGAUGCUUCAACAAGGGAAUCAGCCAUUGGCGACACAGCACCUCAGCCACAGUCUGCUAUGCCAGUAUUCUCUGCUCUCAAUGACAAGGCAGUUCCUCCUGCUCAAACUAGAGAUCAUAUUGAUCACAGUGAUGCUAAGGUUCUGGAGCCAGACUCUCCUCAGCUGCCAGGGAAGUCAAUACUGCCCUCUGCUCCUUCCUGGGCUGACACUCCACCAUCUCCUCAAAAAGGUGAUGAUGAUAUAGAACCAGGCAUAAGUUGUGCCAGUGCUGUGACACCACAGGCAAAACCAGAGCCUAUGUUUCCAUCUGCUCAGCCAAGGACUUAUGGUCGCAAGCACGCUAGAGGACGAAGGAAAGCAAUACAUUCCGGUGUGGCAUUAAGGCGACAACUAAGCUUAAAGAAGCAGGAAGAAAAGGAGGAUGAAGAAACAAAGAACGCACAAAAAACAAGCAUGCCUCCAAGCAAGACUGCUUUAUUCUCCGAUCAAACUAAUCUUGCUCUUCAGGAUUCUAUUGCGAGCCAGAAUCCUAAGAUACUGUCAGAUGGUUUUCAAUCGAGGAUGUGCACUCGCUCAUUUAAUGCUGCAGAUAUGCAAGCAAAAGUCGAACCUAAUGUAAGGCGAAAAGCAGGUCCCAAACCUGGAUCUAAGCCAGGCCCAAAACCAAUUGCAAAGCCAGGGCCAAAACCAGGUUCUAAAUCUGGUCUUAAACCAGGUCCAAAACCUGGACCUAAACCUGGGAAAAGGAUAGGACAAAAACUUUCACCUAAUGAAUCACACAUCCCCUUAAAAAUUGAAACAGCAGCGAGACAAAAACCAGGGCCUAAACCAGGUUUAAAGCCCGGAGCAAAACCAGGACCAAAGCCUGGAUCUAAACCUGGACCAAAACCAGCCCUAAGACCGGGUCCAAAACCUGGGAUUAAGCCUGCUGAGGUUUUGACCUCCACUGAUGCUGCACCCGUCAAAGCUCCAGUUGGUCGCCCCAGGGGCUCAAUUUCAAAAGCUAAAUUGAUGGACCGGGAAGAUUUAAGACAAGUCACAGAAAAGCAAAGCAGGACUAGAAAAGCUCUAAAAACUACAACGCUCCAAGACGACAAGGAUGUAAAACCUACACCAGAAGAAAAACGAACUUCCACAGAAAUUAAGAUACCAGAAAAGGAAAAUAACAAUAUGGUGUUAAGAUCUAGAAAGCCAUCACAAGACAAACGAACAAAAGAAAAAGAGCGGGAAGGGGAAGGCACUCAAAUCCAAAUAACAACAGAAAAUAAAUUCAGUGAAGUUUCUUUAAAUGUAGAGGAAGUCGUAGUGGAAAAAAUUGUAAAUCCAAACCCUGAUACCAGGAUAAAAACUGAUGUUUCGAUUGACGAACCUGCUCUACCUGUAAUGACAAUUCUAUCUGAGGGGUCUAAGGAAAAAUCACGACCUAUUCUGAAGCGGAAAUCUAGCCCAGAAAUCUCUACAACACCUGUGAAAAAGAAGAGAGGUCCAAAGCCCAAGCUAAGAAAUUUGCCACAUCAGCCAGUUUUGUUUGAGGAGACUCUACCCACUCCCAAAGAGAAGAUUGUCCCUGGUCCCAGAAGAAAGCGAGGACCAACAAGGAAAUCUUCUCUGGUCACAGAGGAAGCUUCCCCAAAUAGCUGUGGAUCUAUGAACAGUGAUCUUCCUGUGAUUCCUCCUCAAUGCCCCACUAAAACAAAAGUUCUUCCGCCACGCAAAGGCAGGGGACAGAAAUAUGAGGCAAUGGUACAGAAGAUCACAUCGCCUAGCUCAAAGAAACACCUCCCCACUACCCAACAAGACAAUUGUCUAAGUGAGGAUAUCACUUCAAAAGCUUUUUCUGAAUUUGUCCUUAGGGAAGGUGGGACCUCUGUUCAAACAAAUUACACUGACACAACAGAUUUCACAAAAGAGGAAAUGAAACAGCAAGAAGGAGGUCUUGCAAUCGAAAAUGUAUCACAACAAAGUGAAAAGCAUGAACUAAGUCUAGAGGAAUCAACAAUAGAUAUAUUGAGACCGUUAUUGGAAGAUGAUGUUACAAAUACGAAUGAAAGACAACAGGACACAGACAAAGGUAAACCAGAAACCAAGAUGGAUCUUGUUGACUAUGAGGCUUUGACUUCAGUAGAGACAUCAAUAGAAGUUGCAGCUUUGGCGGAGAGGACAGAACAGGCCUCUGAGAUUGUUUUUACUGGUGCCACAAAGUCUGUCAGAACUAAGAGAAAGAGAUGGGCAAUGGUGGAGAGUACAGAUGCAUCAGUAGUAGCCUUGGAAGCAGACAGUCUCAUAAUCACAACGCCAAGGCUUGCAAAGCAGAGAGCCAUUAAAAACAACCAUGAAAUGCACCUUAAACAGAGGAGGAAGAAGAGAAAGGGGGAGGCAAAUUUAGAGGAAACUGGGACAGUAGCUGAGACAAAUGCAAAAGAAACACCACAACCUCUAGAAAAGAUAGAGGAGAAGGUGGCCAUCACAGAGUCCACAGAACCUCUACCAACUAGCCAGGAUAAGUUAGCAGAAACCCCUCAAGCUGUCUCUACAGAACUUAAACAAAAACCUCGAAGAGGCCGAAAACCAUCAUCAAACCCAAACAAACGGAAGAGAAGCAAAGCCUUAGUCGAGCAAGCUUCUGGGAAGCCAGUGAAGAUCCACAAAAAACCUGGGCCAAAACCUGGGAUGAAAGAUGCAAUUGAGGUCAUUGAGGCAGUUGUAAGGGCAGCUGGGUGUGAACAGGACAAAAAAGAGGAACAAGAAAAAGAAGAAAGGGAAAGAAGGGGACUAGAGAACACAGAAGGAGAGGUUAGUACCAUUGGUCCUGUAUUGACCGUUACAGAAAAAAACAUGGAGGUCAUCUCUGUGAAAAGAAUCAGGAGGAGACUACUCAACAGAAAUUCCAAACUGUCUUUUUGUCCUUAUGUAAGGAUCAGCAAUUCAAGAGACUUUUCCUCUUGGUGUGCAAUAGUUAACAAGCCUGAAGAUGCUGUUGUUUUUCAGAGACGCAGAAAAAAGGGCAUACUUAGAAUGAGGAAUCCUUUCACGGUUGCUAAAGCAGUGCCGCACUCCUCUGCCAUGCAACUUGGACCAUUGGUAAACACAAAUCGAGCUGAUGUAUGUCUUACCUGUUGCUUGUGUGGGAAACCACCAAACUACAAAGGCCUGGGUGAUCUGUGUGGUCCCUACUACACAGAAGAUAGUAUUCCACGGAAAAUUCUGACCAUCCAACACACGCAACUCUUCAGGGAAGACACCAACAAGACAGAUGGGAAUGAUAGUGGUUGCAGCGAAGAACCAGGUACCUCCUCGAAGACUGAAGAUACAAUGAAUUCUGAAAAGGAGGGAAAUACAGAAACUUCUGAAGAGGCUGGCCACAGCAGGCACCAUCUCCGACAUUACCGGCGGCUAGCAAGGCGGGUAAGAUCAGGUCAGGAGGCUGGUCUGAGAAGACUUACGCUUAGAGAGAGAUUCAGAAGAAUGAAGCAGCUUCAGAACCUCUGCACCGCCACUUCAAAAGAGCAAGAGGACAAUGAAAGCACGUUCCAAAGGCUACAAAUGCAAGCAGUAGCAAAUGAGCAUUGGGCACAUGAAAACUGUACCAUCUGGACCAAGGGGAUAAUUAUGGUAGCUGGAAGGUUAUAUGGAUUGAAGGAAGCUGCCAGCAAGUCAGCUCAAACGAGCUGUCAAAAGUGCCAGAUUUCAGGAGCAUCCCUCAGCUGCUGUUGGAGAGGCUGCUCUUAUAGGUAUCACUACAUCUGCGCCAAGGAGAUAGGCUGCACAUUCCAUGAGGAUGAUUUUUCCAUCAAAUGCCCAAAACAUGAGGACCUGUAAGAUAUCUCAGUAUUUCACCUUCACUAUCAAUAUCAUCAUUCUGCCACUUAUCCCGCAAGCCAAAAAUGCUGCAAGAACUGCAGUGAUGAAUGAGAAUAGGCACGAUGGCCAGAGGUGGUGUCAAGGUGUGGAGCCAGGAGCGGCUCCUAUCCUGGAGAGCUGAACAGCUGCUUCCUGGAAACAGUCCAUCACGAUAAGGCAGGCAGUGGUAACACUGUCUAUGUGGGGGAGGAGCUUCUGCAAGGACCCUAUUGCAAACUGCUGGACAUGCAGAGCGAGGAACAUGUGUGUAUGCACGUGUCCGUCCUUCAUUCGGAUGGAUUCCUAUCAUCCUCAGAAAACUGGGCAGGAACGACCCUUGGUUGCCUCACCAAAGGGGCCAACAGGAUCCAAUCCACACGUUAUCAUUGUGCAUAAGUGAUGACCAUUGCAUACUCAUUCCACAGCCCCACCCUCACCAUGUGUUUGUGUUUAAAUAUGUGUCUGAGUGCAGAAGUGCAUCUUCAGCGCCCGAUAUCGUCUAAAAAAAUAUAUAUAGAUAAAAAAAAAAUGUACCAAGUGUCAAACAUGAUGGCGGUUGCAUCAUAAUGUUGGGCUGUUUCAUGACUAAAACAACUGUUACAGAAAAUAGACAAAAAAAUACAGCAACCAACCACUGGAUGUACUAUCUCAAUGUUUGCAUUUGUGUUUGGAACAAGAGACAAAGCUAAAAAUAAAUGAGGAAACUGUAAAUGACGUGCUUUCCAGGUUCCAAGGGGAAAAAAAAUGUAUUUUAAUAAAAUGCUCUUAUCUUUAAAGGUGUGUAUUGAUGUGCAUUAUGACUAGGCAACAUCAUUGCGUCACCCUUGGUAUAUGUCAAACUUUGUGUUACUCAGAAAUUAAAAUAUAUAAAUAUAUACGAAAAAAAAGCAUAAAAAAACAUGAAACCUGUUGAGUUUGAUUCAACUAUGUAAACAUUCAGUAAAUACAGCAGAAUUCAUCAUCAUACCAGAUCAAAUGAGGACUCGGAUUAUGGACACAGAGUCAGUUUCAUCCCACUUCAAGUCAAUGUACAGCUCAGAAAUAUCCGAAUAUGUGUAAUUAAUCCGCAGCUACGCAAAGAGACGCUCCACCUGUCUGUCUGCGUAUGGAAAAUGUAGCCUCUUCUUCUCUCUGCUGGGCAAUAUAACGUUGCACUGCGCAGAGAGGCAUUAAACGUUCUAGUCAUAUCAGAAAGAGAUAUUUAAGUAUUAAAGCAGAAAAGAAAGUGCAAAAACGGCACACCAAACGUUCUCUUUUUUCAAAGCUCAUUAUUUAAUGGUGUACAGAAGUAUUUGAUGCUGUUUAAAUGUAAGAUGUGAUGUACUAAUAUAAUUGUGUAUAGUAUUUCUUAGAGAUGUUUAUUUUCUAUAAAAUGGAAUACGUUAUUGCUUAUAAAAUGUUAUUAAAAGAAUCCAUUGAUGAUACAAAACAAAAACAAAAAAAAAAACAAAGAAGAAAUCCCUUUUUUUGGAAUGUCACUUGUCUUAAGUGGAAGCAUGCCGUUUUCUUGAUUUUCAUGUCUGUUUGUUUUGGACUCGACGACACAGCAUCACUUUGUUUGAAAUGUUUUUUGUAACGCCAAUGUUAAAUAUACCAGCACCUUUCAAUGCUGCUACAACCAA
Messenger RNA from Cyprinodon tularosa, 8718 nucleotides. RefSeq names its product retinoic acid-induced protein 1. The record is from RefSeq and is a predicted model, not a curated record. Gene Ontology annotation, biological process: circadian regulation of gene expression; regulation of transcription by RNA polymerase II. Lineage: Eukaryota; Metazoa; Chordata; Actinopteri; Cyprinodontiformes; Cyprinodontidae. The transcript has 6 exons. Gene Ontology annotation, cellular component: nucleus. The coding region runs from base 458 to 7075 and encodes 2205 amino acids.